CAAUCGCGGGUUUCCUGUAACCCUUACAUGAUGAUUGUUCAAAAUAGAGCAAUUGAUUGCAAAGAAGGAAUUGGAAAUAUCGCAGGGAAGUGUGGAGAUGAGAGACUGCUCGACUGCAAACUUGGGGAGCAAGGCUUGGAGCCUUUGGCCGUGGGGGCUCAGCCUGUGCAGGGCAUAAAUUCAUGAUUGAGGCUUCUUUGCAAGCCAUGGGGUAGCGGCAUGGUGGCAUAACUUAUGCAAUCGCGUCGAGGGACUCUGUUUCCAUAAUGUACUCGUCGGCCUGGAUAAAGAGUUUCUUGUCUUUGAGUCUUCUUGGAGACAUUUACGGGGAACUUCUAGAGCGAGGCCUUCAAGGAAGAUCAUACUCUUCGUGUGAGGGAUUGGAGUGGCUUGGAGUGCGCGAGUUGGACAAUUCGGUCAUGAAUGCUGAGAGAGCCACAGUGCCGCUGCAAAGUGCAAUCCCGAUGCAGAAAUCGUACAGCUCGAGGUAACAUUGAACACUGCUUCAAUUGACAUGCCCUCAUUGUAGUUUAUGAAUUGAAAAUGGAGGGAUCGCUGAUGAGAUGAUCGAUGUUCCAAAAGUCAGCGUCCCAAUUAAGGCUAGUGAAAAAAAAAUCAAAAAUCAGCCAGUUCCCAGCCCCAGCCAGAUUUGCGACAAGUUGAAGUUGAAUGUAUGAGAAUACCGAGAACGCCUCCAGCCCCAGUUCGAGGCAGACGCCGAUUCCCCAUCCACGCAUUGGAGCCUAUUGAAUGGCUACGUGGAAGCCUGGAAGUCGAAGCAAACUUGUCU
This is a messenger RNA of Hyaloscypha bicolor E, 790 nucleotides long. RefSeq lists its product as uncharacterized. The coding region runs from base 267 to 491 and encodes 74 amino acids. NCBI's taxonomy places the organism in Eukaryota, Fungi, Ascomycota, Leotiomycetes, Helotiales, Hyaloscyphaceae. The transcript has a single exon. The record is from RefSeq and is a predicted model, not a curated record.